ACUUCUGAGUCUGACUCCUCCCAGUGACUCCUUCCCUUUUUAUCCCUUUGUUGAGUAGCUUCCCCUCUAAUGGCUUUUGCUGUGGAAACAGCACCUCCGAACUCCUGCCCGAGACAGCACUCCCCAGCAUGAGGGCUGCCCUGCUCCCCGUGGCCAGGGUAACAAAUCUUUGCCUUAGCUGCUUGCUUCUGCUCUCCUGGGUAGGCCGAGGUGCGGUAGCUAAGGAGCUGAAGUUGGUGACGUUGGUAUUUAGGCAUGGAGACCGAAGUCCCAUUGAAACCUUUCCUAACGACGCCAUUAAGGAAUCCUCAUGGCCACAAGGAUUUGGCCAACUCACUCAGCUGGGCAUGGAACAGCAUUAUGAACUUGGACAGUAUAUAAGGAAAAGAUAUAGAAAAUUUUUGAAUGAGUCCUACAAACGUGAACAGGUUUAUAUUCAAAGUACGGACAUUGAUCGGACUUUGAUGAGUGCUAUGACAAACCUUGCAGGCCUAUUUCCCCCAGAGGGUAUCAGCGUCUGGAAUCCCAGUCUACCCUGGCAGCCCAUCCCAGUGCACACACUCUCUCUUUCUGAAGAUCGGUUGCUAUACCUGCCUUUCCAGGACUGCCCUCAUUUUACAGAACUUAAGGAGGAGACUCUCAAAUCGACGGAAUUCCAGAAGAGGUUGCAUCCUUACAAGGAUUUUAUAGAAACCUUGCCAACAUUUACAGGAUACCAUACCCAGGACCUUUUUGGAAUGUGGACUAAAGUCUAUGACCCUUUAUUUUGUGAGAGUGUUCACAAUUUCACUUUACCCUCCUGGGCCACAGAGGACACCAUGACUAAGCUGAAAGAAUUAUCAGAGUUGUCCAUCCUGUCCCUCUAUGGAAUUCACAAGCAGAAAGAGAAAUCUAGACUGCAGGGGGGUGUCCUGGUCAGUGAGAUCCUCAAUCACAUGAAGAGUGCAACUCAGCCAUCAAACCGCAGAAAACUUGUCAUGUACUCUGCACAUGACACUACCGUGAGUGGCCUACAGAUGGCACUAGAUGUUUACAAUGGACUCCUUCCUCCCUAUGCUUCCUGCCACAUAAUGGAAUUGUAUCUUGAGAAGGGGGAGUACUUCGUAGAGAUGUACUACCGGAAUGAGACCCAGCAUGAACCAUACCCCCUCACAUUGCCAGGCUGCACUCCCAGCUGUUCUCUGACGGAGUUUGCUGAGCUGGUUGCCCCUGUGAUCCCCCAAGACUGGUCCACGGAGUGUAUGCCCACCAGCAAUGACCAAGUUCUAAGGGUCACCCUUGCCGUUGCCUUUUGCCUGGUGUCUGGUGUCCUAGUGAUGCUGCUGUUUACCCUCCUCCGCCACGGGCCCUGCUGGCACAGGGACCCCUAUCGGAACAUCUGAAUAGAUGGCUGGCUAAGGGCGGACACACCGGACCAUCCUCCUGGGACACAGCAUCUCUCAGUGAUGCCUCAUUCGAAGGACAGGCUUUCACCAUGUGGACAUCACCCUCCCCACACCCUUCCUUUCGAGCCUCUCUAGAGCAGGGUCUGAGCUCACAGGGACUGAAGAAUGAACCCCAGGUUACCUGGUUAGGUCUCCUGAUGGUUACACUCUUCAUUGUAGUGCAGGCUUCUCAUUCUCGGCUAGAAGGAGGCUCUUCUGCAAAGGAUAGUUACACUCUCUGGCAUGGAUGUCUAGAAAGAAAGAAGAAAUCGAACUCCAAUCAGCUUUUUUCCUGCAAAGAGCAAAAGCUUACAAUGUGUGACAAAGACAUAGAUUAAAGAAGACUGGAAAAUGAGGACAAUUAAACUAGAAGUAGUAUCAUGUAGGAUGAUUCUUAAGAAGUAAGACCCAAUUAGAAGGUAUAAAUAAAUCAUUUCCUUAGCUGUUAAGUAGAUUUAAUACAAACAUGUACACGCUCCUGAAAAGAAACUCCUACCCAGUGUUUGGUAGCUAACAGAUUUCUGUAUGUGCGUAUAUGUGCUAAGACACAUACAUGCACAUAGCUGUAUUGAAACUGCCUUAGAGAGAGGUAUUUCAUUCUCAGAACCUGUAAUAUCAACUACUGUAAUGGUAGCUCGGGUCAUUUUCCCCACAACUUCUAUAAUGGGAAAUAACUAGAAAUUCCAGGCAGCCACGUUUCUUCUUUUUUACCUCUACCAUCAUCAGACCUAGAUACUUUUAUAGUUCCGAUUUCUUUAUUUUAUCUUAAAAGUAAGAGAUUUACUUUGAUGAGAACUCUUCAUGGCCAUGAUGAAAUAAUAAUGUAUUUGAUCACCACAAAUAGAUCUGAAUUUCUCAAGUGACAAACUAGAAAGAAAAGUGAGCUGAAGGUUGAUGACACCCUGCCUCAGCUCUGCCCUGGCUUCAGACCAACAACUUGGAACAAGCUAUUUUAAGUCUUAAACCAUGGUUUCAUAAUCUAAAAAUGAAGAGUCUGGACUAGAUGAACAUAGAAGUCACAUCUAGUUCUCAUGUUUGGUGAACACCUGUUCAUUUCAUGCUAUGGACUGGUCAUUGUCCAAGCAAGCACUUUCAUAAAUGAUACCAUUGCAUUUAGCCUGAAAUGUAUUCUAAACAAUCUUAUCCCAUGCUGAGCCUUUAACCAUCCAGUUGGUGGGAAAUUCAGUCUCAUUCAUUGGUAAGGUUCUUCACCUUCUCAGGUAUUACUAAAGGUCCCAGAACGUAAUUGGUGGGAAGAGUUGGAUAAGGGUCGAGUCUAGGCUGCUGUCCACACUGGUCUCCAGUAAACACACUGUCCAUUCCCACAUGGUCUCCUGAAGGUAGGCAGAGGACAUCUGUGCAUGGCUUCCAAGGCCACACACUUGGACUUCACCAUCCUGACAUUGUCCAGUCCCCUUCCUGGGGUGAUGCCUAUAAACCAGAAACCCUCCUAGAACCCUGCCCCAUCUCUUAGUCUCAGGUAUCUUCCUCUCCCCUUGGAUUCCACAGCUUUCUCCUGUAAACUUAAAGCACUUACCUCUAUCACUUUCUAUAUAAUUCUCCCUGAGCCAAGGCUAUUGCAAAAAAAAAAAAAAAAAAAAA
Molecule: messenger RNA, 3026 nt
Organism: Leptonychotes weddellii (Weddell seal)
Lineage: Eukaryota; Metazoa; Chordata; Mammalia; Carnivora; Phocidae
Gene: ACP3
Product: acid phosphatase 3
Biological process (GO): dephosphorylation
Cellular component (GO): plasma membrane
Molecular function (GO): phosphatase activity
Source: RefSeq, a predicted model, not a curated record